Messenger RNA from Macrobrachium nipponense, 1761 nucleotides. RefSeq lists its product as uncharacterized. The coding region runs from base 27 to 800 and encodes 257 amino acids. The record is from RefSeq and is a predicted model, not a curated record. The transcript is spliced from 3 exons. Gene Ontology annotation, cellular component: nucleus. Lineage: Eukaryota; Metazoa; Arthropoda; Malacostraca; Decapoda; Palaemonidae.
UACUGCAGCAUAUCAGCUGAUUGUUGAUGGCAGACUGUUUAAGAGUGUCAGAGAGUGAUACGAUGGACCCUGUGGCUAAGAAAAGGAAGCAACCUCCCUUCACUGAAGCAGAGUUGUAUAUAAUGGUGACAGAAGUAGCAAAAAGGAAGGCGGUAAUAGUUGGAAGCUUCUCAGAGAUGGGUUUGACAAGGAAUUUGAGAGAUGCUGCAUGGCAAGAGGUGACAGCAGCAAUGGGAAGUGUUAGCCCCAUCCAAAGACUUUGGAAGGAUGUUAGAAAAAAAUUCAAGGAUUAUCGCUCCGAUGAGAUAAAGAAAAUGGCCCAACAUACAACUAAAAUGAAGAAGACAGGUGGUGGUCCUCAUGAAAUUUUAGCUCUGAAACCUUCAGGGGAAGCUUUGGUAGGAUUGGGCCUACUGGAGCAAGAAGCAGUUGAGGGGUUGGCAGAUAUUGAUGACAGUGAGGACCCAGCUUCACCUUCUGCAGGUUCAGCCUUUUCUGUAUGGAAAGCUGGAUGUAGUACUUCAGCUGCUACCACCUCGGCUGUUGCUAGCAAGCACAUGUCAGCAUUUCACAGCAUUGCAGAUGCACAACUCUUUGAGUUUGAUAUUGAUGAUGGCUCUGCAGAAGUGUUCGUCGCGGAUGAUAUCCCAAUAUCAAUUAUUGAAGAACACCAGUAUGUGCGGAGAGAGGAGCCAAGCCGCCCUGACGUUUCUGAUAUUUUUCAGGAUAUAUUGUUUAAUCAAAACGAAUUAAAUGAAAGUGUAAGGGUAAUAGCUGACAGCAUGGUAACAAUGACUUGAUAUCCUUAAGAAACAUUUUGCUAAUUUUUUUAUUUUUUUUUAAAGUGGUAGUACUUGUAAUAUAGUCUAUACAGUAGUAAAAUCUAUUUUUUUUUCAAACCAUGCCCUAUAUGUUCCUAUACCAUGGGUGCCCCUAAGGUGAUAAAUAUCAUAUACCUCUUCAUUAUUGAGAUUAGUAUUUUGUAAGUUUUUUUUAACAGUAAUGUGAUAUACUACCUCAUUGUCUUAAGCUAACCACUCCAGUAUUUAAUGAGGUUUAUUUUUUUAUUUUUCCUCCAUUAUAUUGUGGUACUUGUGAUCUCGUGUUAUUGUGAUAAGUUUAGUAGUUUUUGUUUAUUUACAAUGCUAUUAUUUUUUUAUUUUUCCUCCAUUAUAUUGUGGUACUUGUGAUCUCGUGUUAUUGUGAUAAGUUUAGUAGUUUUUGUUUAUUUACAAUGCUAUUUCAUGUUAUUUCUCUAAUGUGUCUAUAAUGCAUGUUUUAUUAUUUAUAAUAGUAUAAAAUGACACCUCUGUGAUCUCAGUUACCUCUACCUUAUUGUAAGUAUUUUUUUAUAGUACAUUUUUUUUUCUAAUUACAAUGCUAUUUCAUGUUAUUUCUCAAUUGUGGCUAUAAUGCUUGUUUUCUUAUUUAUCUUUAGUGUAUUAUUUCUUUCCUGCAGAUAAUGUACUAUGUAAUACACUGAUAUUGCUAUUAAGGGUCAUUCAGUGAUACAGUACACUGUUUGUAUCUAGGUAAUGUGAACAUCAAAUUCAUUUAUUUCAUAACUUACUUGUAUCUAGGUGACAUUUAUUUCAUAAUGUGAGUCACUGUAUGUAGUACUGUACUUAUCUCAGACCACCUUAACCUAUGUUAAAUGUGCCUUAUGAGUACCUGAAGAGAAGUGAUAAGCCAGAGAAAUUGCAUAUAUAUAUUUUCACCUUUGCAUAUAGUACAUAGUAUAAAGAUAUAUUUUCUGUGUUG